Molecule: messenger RNA, 624 nt
Organism: Dentiscutata erythropus
Lineage: Eukaryota; Fungi; Glomeromycota; Glomeromycetes; Diversisporales; Gigasporaceae
Source: the annotation of a GenBank genome assembly
AUGGCAACCACAUUUUCAGGAAAUGAGAAUGAAUCCAGUAGUAGUAGUAAUUGUUUAAACAGACAAAGUAUAGUCAAAAGAUUAUCUCUAAAAAGUAUAAUUCAAAAUUUCAUGAAAAGUGAAGAGACAAAGGCCAUUAAUCAAAUAGAAGAGGAGCUUAAACUUGCGAAGGAAAAGAUUUCUGAGGAUGGUUUAGAUUUAGAUAUUGUAGAAAUAGAUUUGCCACCCAUUAAAGCCAAAAGACGAGAGAAAGUUCUUGAAGCUAUUCACAACAUUUUCCAAGCUGAAAGGGUUGAUGAUAAACUGUUCAUCAAAGUGAGCAUUUUUGUCUUACAAUUAUAUAACUUUUAUUUUCUGAUAUUUGUGCUAUUCACUCAGUUUAAUGCUGGAAUAAAAGAAGAAAUACAUUUCGCAUUGAAUGUUUCGCUUCGUCAACAACUUCCAGGUUGGUGGGUGCAGAGUGAUGUGGUAUUAGUAGUUAAUCAUAAUGAAUUUAGAUCUGACAUAGGAGGAUGGAACACACGACCAACACAUCAUCAAAGGAUUACACCUAUUAUCAAUUCGUCUCCACCUCCUUUAUUAUGGAUUGAGAUAAUAAUUAUUCUAGAAAUGUGUGAUUAUUAA